CCAUUGAAGUGGUGACACGACAUUGUUGUGGAAUUUGCUAUUCGCGAAAAAGAACUCGUUUGCUGGUUGACGACGUCCAUUUGCGAACAGCCGAGGCACAGGUGACAGGGUACAAGACGGGUAUCAGUAAUCCGUUACGGCACGGUCCCCACUCCACAUAUAGACCAACCUCGUCAGCGAGAGAACUUCCAGAAGCGCUGCACCUAAAUCAGGUAAAGAAGCAUUCUCUCUCUCAUCUCCACAUUCUUCUUAUCAUUUCCCUCUUGGAGGAAAGAUACAGAUUGCAGAUAACAGCAAUCAAGCGAACCAAUACCAUGGCGUAUUCCGACAUCAAACUGGAAAUCAAGGGACAGGUUGGAGUUAUCAAGUUCAACCGUCCCAAAGCUCUCAAUUCCUUUGGAGGCAAUCUUAUCGAGAAUGUCAUAGACGCUCUGCGGGUGCUCAAUGACCACCCCGACACUGUCUUUACCGUCAUAACGGGAGAAGGACGGUUCUUUUCCGCGGGCGCCGAUGUCAAGGCAAUUUCAUCAGCAACUUCUGGACUUCCGCCGUACACAAAUGCCGGGGAAAAGAAAGUCUUUUUCUUGCAGAGAUUUGCUUAUGCCAUCGAACUCCUCCGCUCAAUGAUCGACCACAAAAAGGUCCUCGUUCUGGCUCUGAAUGGUCCGGGUGUUGGCGGUGGAGCCGCCUGGUUCCCUGGCAUCGCCGAUAUCGUUCUCGCCUCGUCGACGGCCUGGCUUCAAUGCCCCUUCAGCGCUCUAGCUCUCGUUCCAGAGAACGGAUCCGCGCUUUCUUUUGCCCAGCACAUUGGAAUACACCGUGCCAACGACUUCCUGAUGUUCGGCCGUAAGUUGUCCGCUGACGAGUUGCUUGCGGCUGGCAUGUACAACUAUGUGUGGGACAAGACAGGCGAUGAGUUCCAAGCGGAGGUGGCCAAGUUCCUCGAAGGCCAGUUGGCGGCCAACGAUGGGAAGAGCAUGAUUGAGAUGAAGAGGCUACAGAACUCGAGUAUCAGAGAUCAGAGGAUGGUGGCGGUUCUCAAUGCGGUAGAUGCGUUGGCUGAACGGUUUGUCGAGGAUGCUCCGCUGAAGAGGUUUGCGGAGAAGCGGGCGGAGAUGGAGAAGAAGAGUCAAGGAAGGUCAAAGAUCUAA
Messenger RNA from Periconia digitata, 1151 nucleotides. NCBI's taxonomy places the organism in Eukaryota, Fungi, Ascomycota, Dothideomycetes, Pleosporales, Periconiaceae. The record is from the annotation of a GenBank genome assembly.